AUGUCCCUACCCCCACCUAAGCUGGCCCACCAAGUCCCCUUCUGUGGCACCCUGCCCUCUCUGAGAAGCAACAGUCGUCGCGAGCUGCAUCAGAGGGUCUUCACAGAGCAGGUUCGAGAAUGCAUGGACAACGGCUACCUGCUCUCCUCCAAGAAGAUUGGCUCUGGUGCUUUCUCCAAGGUCUACCUGGCCUAUGCAACACGUGAGCGCAUGAAGCACAACCCGAAGCUAUUCUCUGACUUGCGGGGCAAGCACCACACUAUGGUAGCUAUUAAGAUUGUGUCCACGGCUGAAGCCCCAGUGGAGUACUCCAGAAAGUUCCUGCCCCGUGAGAUUUUAUCACUCAAUGCCACCUAUAAGCACCUGAACAUAGUGCAGUUGUACGAGACCUACCAGAAUAGCCAGCGCUCCUACCUGGUAUUGGAGUUGGCAGCCCGAGGUGACCUGUUGGAGCAUAUCAAUGCCAUGUCAGACCUUCGAUGCUGCCCAGGGCUAGAGGAAGAAGAGGCCCGAAGGCUGUUCUGGCAACUGGUCAGCGCUGUGGCCCACUGCCACAAUGCCGGCAUUGUGCACCGGGAUUUAAAAUGUGAAAAUAUCCUGUUGGAUGACCAGGGCUUCCUAAAGCUGACAGAUUUUGGCUUUGCCAACUGCAUGGGGCUCAAGAACUCACUGCUGAGCACCUUCUGUGGCUCUGUGGCCUAUACGGCCCCAGAGAUCCUCAUGAGCAAGAAGUACAACGGUGAGCAGGCUGAUCUGUGGAGCCUAGGGAUCAUCCUCCAUGCCAUGGUGUCUGGGAAGCUGCCCUUCAAGGAACAUCAACCCCCUCGCAUGCUGCAACUGAUUCGCCGUGGUCCCAUCUUCAGGCCAGGGCUGUCCCCAGAGUGCCGGGACCUGAUCAGAGGGCUGCUUCAGCUGCAUCCGUGUGCACGCCUGGGCCUACAGCAGGUGGCUGCUCAUUGCUGGCUGCUACCUGCAGAACACAUACUGUCCUCUACGCUUGGUGCUACCCCAGAACAGGAGCAUUCCCAGUCGGCAAUAGGCCCUGGUAACACAGAGCCUCGCGGAGAUAUGGUGUACAGAAGCAAAAGCUGCAGCACCUCCAGAGGCAGGUCAUCUCUAAGGAGAGUGUCUCUUGCCCAGCUGUGCAGCAUCUGGAAACCUGUACCAGAGGAAUAG
Messenger RNA from Alexandromys fortis (reed vole), 1176 nucleotides. Its product is annotated as testis-specific serine/threonine-protein kinase 5-like. Gene Ontology annotation, cellular component: cytoplasm. Gene Ontology annotation, biological process: protein phosphorylation; intracellular signal transduction. Gene Ontology annotation, molecular function: ATP binding; protein serine/threonine kinase activity. The record is from RefSeq and is a predicted model, not a curated record. NCBI's taxonomy places the organism in Eukaryota, Metazoa, Chordata, Mammalia, Rodentia, Cricetidae.